This is a messenger RNA of Rangifer tarandus platyrhynchus (Svalbard reindeer), 2319 nucleotides long. The record is from the annotation of a GenBank genome assembly. Lineage: Eukaryota; Metazoa; Chordata; Mammalia; Artiodactyla; Cervidae.
AUGGAUGAUUUUGAACGUCGCAGAGAACUCAGGAGGCAAAAGCGAGAAGAGAUGCGUCUGGAAGCAGAAAGAAUCGCCUACCAGCGGAAUGACGAUGACGAGGAAGAGGCCGCCAGGGAACGGCGCCGCCGCGCCCGACAGGAAAGGCUGCGGCAGAAGCAAGAGGAAGAAGCCUUGGGGCAGGUGACCGACCAGGUGGAGGUCAAUACCCAGAACAGUGUGCCUGACGAGGAGAUCAAGACAUCCACCACCAACACUCAGCUGGAGGGCGAUGAUGAGGCUGCUCUCCUGGAGCGACUGGCUCGGCGGGAGGAGAGACGCCAAAAGCGCCUUCAGGAAGCCCUGGAACGGCAGAAGGAGUUUGACCCAACAAUAACAGAUGCAAGUUUGUCACUCUCCAGCAGAAGAAUGCAAAACAACACAACAGACAAUGAAACGGCAGAGAAGGAAGGAAAAAGUGAAAGUCGCCAGGAGCUGGAGGAAACAGAAAUAGUCACCAAGUCCCACCAGAAGAAUGAUUGGAUGGAAGCAGAAGAGAAAAAGAAAGAAGAGAAAGAAAAGGAGGAGGAGGAAGAAGAGAAACCAAAGCCAGGGAGCAUUGAAGAAAAUCAGGUAGAGGUGGUGGUAGAAGAGAAAACAGCAGACACCCAGCAGGAAACAGUAAUGCCCCUGAAAAAUGGGCAGAUCAGUGCCGAUGAGCCUAAGACCGAGGAGGAGGGGGAAAGGGGCUCAGAUGAGAUUCUCCACAAUGAAAAGCUGGAAGAGGAAGCCAGGGAAAGAGCUGAGGCAGAAAGGGCCAGGUUGGAAGCAGAAGAAAGAGAAAGAAUUAAAGCUGAGCAAGACCGAAAAAUAGCAGAGGAGAAAGCAGGAAAGGAAGCAGAAGAACAAGCAGCUGCCCAAGAGAGAGAAAGACGGGAGGCAGAGGAGAGGGACAGGAUUAAGGAGGAGGAGAGGAAGGCAGAAGAGGAGAGGAACAGGAUUAAGGAGGAGGAGAGGAAGGCAGAAGAGGAGAGGAACAGGAUUAAGGAGGAGGAGAGAAAGGCAGAAGAGGAGAGGCAGAGGGCAAAGGCAGAGGAAGAAGAGAGAGCUAAGAUAGAAGAGCAAAAACGUAAGAAGCAACUAGAAGAGAAAAAGGGGCAAAUGCAAGAGAAAAAGAUUAAAGGGGAAAAGGUGGAGGAGAAAACAGCAGGGAAGGGGGUCAAUGAAAAGAAAGCACAAGAAGAUAAACCUCAUACAGCUGUCCCAAAGAAACAGGAAGAAGAAAGGGGGGCUAAAGUGCCAGCUAAAAGAGAAAAGUCCCAAGAAGACAAGGCUGCCUUCAAAAAAGAAGAGCUCAAAGAUGAGAAGACUAAAAAGGACAAAGAAAGCAAAGACGUUAAGAGCUUCUUGGAUGCAAAGAAGGGGUUUACAGAAGUGAAGUCUCAGAAUGGAGAAUUCAUGACCCACAAACUUAAACACACCGAGAAUACUUUCAGCCGCGCUGGCGGGAGGGUCAGCGAGGCCAAGGAAGCGGAAGGCGCCUCCCAGGUGGAAGCCGGCAAGCGGCUGGAGGAGCUGCGCCGCCGCCGCGGGGAGACGGAGAGCGAGGAGUUCGAGAAACUCAAGCAGAAGCAGCAGGAGGCGGCCUUGGAGCUGGAGGAGCUGAAGAAGAAGAGGGAGGAGCGGAGGAGAGUGCUGGAGGAGGAGGAGCAGAGGAAGAAGCAGGAGGAGGCGGAGCGGAAAGUGAGAGAGGAGGAAGAGAAGAGGAGGCUAAAGGAAGAGAUUGAAAGGCGAAGGGCGGAAGCUGCUGAGAAGCGCCAGAAGAUGCCGGAAGAUGGUUUAUCAGAGGACAAGAAGCCCUUCAAAUGUUUCACUCCUAAAGGUUCAUCUCUCAAGAUAGAAGAGCGAGCAGAAUUUUUGAAUAAGUCUGUGCAGAAAAGUGGUGUCAAAUCAACUCAUCAAGCAGCAGUAGUCUCCAAGAUUGACAGCAGACUGGAGCAGUAUACCAGUGCAAUUGAGGGAACAAAAGCUGCAAAACCUACGAAGCCAGCAGCCUCGGACCUUCCUGUUCCUGCCGAAGGUGUCCGCAACAUGAAGAGCAUGUGGGAGAAAGGCAGCGUGUUCUCAUCCCCCACUGCUUCAGGCACACCAAACAAGGAAACCGCUGGCUUGAAGGUGGGGGUCUCCAGCCGCAUCAAUGAAUGGCUAACCAAAACACCCGAGGGAAGCAAGUCGCCUGCUCCCAAGCCUUCUGAUUUGAGGCCAGGAGAUGUAUCUGGCAAGCGGAACCUCUGGGAAAAGCAAUCUGUGGACAAGGUCACUUCCCCCGCUAAGGUUUGA